Daucus carota subsp. sativus is the source of this 1587-nucleotide messenger RNA. Its product is annotated as heat stress transcription factor A-3. Gene Ontology annotation, molecular function: DNA-binding transcription factor activity; RNA polymerase II cis-regulatory region sequence-specific DNA binding. Gene Ontology annotation, biological process: cellular response to heat; regulation of transcription by RNA polymerase II. Gene Ontology annotation, cellular component: nucleus. Bases 288 to 1490 code for a protein of 400 amino acids. The transcript has 2 exons. Lineage: Eukaryota; Viridiplantae; Streptophyta; Magnoliopsida; Apiales; Apiaceae. The record is from RefSeq and is a predicted model, not a curated record.
CCCACCGGUUCACAAAAUAAAGCCACCCCAUUGGCCACACCAGAUUCUUUGACAACAACUGUACUUGCCAUAAAAAUAUCCAACUCCCAGACACAGUACUUUCAAUAAAUAUCCACACAAGUCGGCGCUGAACUUUCACUUUCACAUGAACCAGCCUCCUCCGCGUCGCCAACAGUAGCCGCCUUUCACUCCCUAUAUAAACAUGCUCAGUACCCUCUUCUCCGAUAUUUUCGAAUUUUAUUUGAUAAAUUUAACCUUUUUUUUUUGGUCUCUCGAAUUUGUUAAAAAUGAACUAUUAUGAAGAUGCAUGGUCGAAUGUUGUUCCUCAGCCGCUGGUGGUGGACUCUUCGAUCCCGCCUUUUCUGUCGAAGACGUUCGAUCUGGUGGAUGAUGCGGCGUUGGAUUCGGUGAUUUCGUGGAGUGGUGGAGGGCUGAGCUUUGUGGUGUGGGAUCCGCUGGAGUUUGCGAGAGUUGUACUUCCCAGGAAUUUCAAGCACAAUAAUUUUUCGAGCUUUGUUCGACAACUCAAUACUUAUGGAUUUCGCAAGAUUGGAACCGAGAGGUGGGAGUUUGCAAAUGAAAGUUUUGUACGAGGGCAGAGGCAUCUGUUGAAGAACAUACAGAGGCGCAAGUCACCUCAUUCUCAGCAGGCCGAGAAUAUGGUUGGAUCUUCACUUGAAGUAAGAAAACCAGCAGUAGAAGCUGGGAUAGAACAGUUAAGAAAAGAGAGGACUGUGAUGAUGCAGGAGGUCAUCGAAUUGCAGCAGCAACAUCGUGAAACGAUUCAGCAUAUGGAAGCAGUGAACGAGAAGCUCCAAGCAGCAGAACAGAAGCAGAAGCAGAUGGUUUCUUUCUUGGCAAAAGUGUUCCACAACCCUGCGUUCUUGGCUCGCCUUCAGCCAAAGGAUCAGUUGAGCAUUAUGUCUCCAAGAACCGCAAAAAAGUUCAUGAAACAUCAGCAAACUGAACAGGCUAUGUUAAGUUUGUCUGAGGCUGGACAGAUAGUAAAGUACCGCGAUGAUUUAGACCAGAAUCUUGCCACACCUUCAAGAAAUCCUCACCUAAUCCCAGUAGCAGCUGAACAGAUAGCUCAUUUUAUCUCGGAAGAAAAGGUUGAUAGCCCUGGUUUAGGUGCAGAAGGUCCACCAUGUCAUUUUGAGAACAUUGGAUCAUAUGCAUUCGACAUACCAGAUGAUCUUCCUAGGCCCCUAGAACAAGGCAGAAUGGGAACUCCAAAACUGGAGCCUAAAGAGUGUUUUCAGGAGUAUUCUGUGUCUCCCGGAUUUGAAGAAUUGGCAAGACCAGAAAAUUGGAACAUGGGUUUUGAAGCUGGAAUUUCAGGUUCUAACACUGAAGUGUGGGGUAAUUUUAAUAAUUUUGUUGCACCAGAAUUCAGAGUCACCAGUGGAAUGUCAGAUAUAUGGGAGGUAAGUUCCUCAGAGGUGGCAGUAGGUCCUGAAUUCGAUAUUUGGCCAGCUGAUGAGUUUUGAUUUCAGAGCCAGGUUGGCCAUCCCCCUAGGGAUACAACUUCUUAUGCACUUAUGUUAAAAGCACAAUUUGGUUCUAUAUCGAGUACAUAUUUAUUCA